Messenger RNA from Antechinus flavipes (yellow-footed antechinus), 3792 nucleotides. RefSeq names its product integrin subunit beta 8 (gene ITGB8). The record is from RefSeq and is a predicted model, not a curated record. Lineage: Eukaryota; Metazoa; Chordata; Mammalia; Dasyuromorphia; Dasyuridae. The coding region runs from base 2 to 2308 and encodes 768 amino acids. The transcript has 14 exons. Gene Ontology annotation, biological process: cell migration; cell adhesion mediated by integrin; integrin-mediated signaling pathway. Gene Ontology annotation, molecular function: integrin binding. Gene Ontology annotation, cellular component: cell surface; focal adhesion; integrin complex.
GAUGUGGGGCUCGGCCUUGGCGCUCUGGACCGCCGUCGGCAUGAUGUGCCUGCAGAAGGGCCGCCCAGCUCCGGGGCCCGUGCUGGGAGCCGCCUGCCUUAUCUCCGUGGCUUUCGGACUGGGACACAGCAGUGAAGAGAACAGAUGUACCAGCUCGAAUGCAGCAACAUGUACCAAGUGCCUGGGGCUGGGUCCAGAGUGUGGAUGGUGUGCCCAAGAGGAUUUCAUGGCUGGAGCAGCAGCGAGUGAACGUUGUGACAUUGUUUCCAACUUAGUAAGCAAAGGCUGCUUGUCCGAUUUUAUAGAAUCCCCUUCGGUUGCUGUGACGAUACCCACGGGAGGUGAAGUGAAUACUCAAGUCAGCCCUGGGGAGGUGCUCAUCCAGCUGCGACCAGGAGCUGAAGCUAGUUUUAUGCUGAAAAUCCACCCCCUACAGAAAUACCCUGUGGAUCUUUAUUAUCUCGUUGAUGUCUCAGCCUCCAUGCACAAUAAUAUCGAAAAACUAAACUCGGUUGGAAAUGACUUAUCUCAGAAAAUGGCACCUUUUUCCCACGACUUUCGACUUGGAUUUGGAUCCUACGUUGAUAAAACAGUGUCUCCCUAUAUUAGCAUCCACCCUGGCAGAAUCCACAACCAGUGCAGCGAUUACAAUUUAGAUUGCAUGCCACCUCAUGGCUACAUUCACGUGCUGUCUCUGACAGAGAACAUCACGGAAUUCGAGCGAGCGGUUGUCAGACAGAAAAUCUCAGGGAAUAUCGAUACACCCGAAGGCGGUUUUGACGCCAUGCUCCAAGCGGCAGUUUGCCAGAGUCAUAUUGGUUGGCGCAAGGAAGCUAAAAGAUUGCUUCUUGUGAUGACAGAUCAGACUUCUCACCUUGCCCUUGACAGCAAACUUGCAGGGAUCGUGGUACCGAAUGACGGAAAAUGCCACCUAAAAGACAACGUCUACGUGAAGUCCACAACCAUGGAGCAUCCCUCACUGGGUCAACUUGCAGAAAAAUUAAUAGACAACAAUAUUAAUGUUAUUUUUGCAGUCCAAGGAAAACAGUUUCAUUGGUACAAGGAUCUCCUGCCCCUCUUACCUGGCACUGUGGCUGGCCAAAUUGAAUCAAAAGCAGCAAACCUCAACAACUUGGUGGUAGAUGCCUAUCAGAAACUGAUUUCCGAAGUGAGAGUUCAGGUGGAGAAUCAGAUACAAGGAGUCCAUUUUACCAUCACAGCCAUCUGUCCUGAUGGGAGCAGACAUACAGGGAUGGAAGGAUGCAGAAAUGUGACCAGCAGCGAUGAAGUUCUUUUUAAUAUCACUGUGACCAUGGACAGAUGUGAUAGAGCUGGUGGGAGAGAUUAUGCCAUCAUCAAGCCUAUUGGUUUCAACGAAAGUACCAAAGUCCACAUCUAUAGGAACUGUAGCUGCCAAUGUGAUGAUGGUAGAAGCCCCAAACAGAAAUGUGUAGAUGAAAGUCUCUUAGAGCCUACUUGCCCCCAGUGUGAUGGUGACAAGUGCCAAUCUGAUGAAGACAAAUCUCCUCUAGACAGUUGCAAGGCACAAAAAAACCAGCCCAUUUGCAGUGGUCAAGGUGUCUGCAUAUGUGGGAAAUGUUUCUGUCACAAAACUAAACUUGGAAAAGUAUAUGGAAAAUACUGUGAAAUGGAUGACUUUUCCUGCCCGUAUCACCAUGGAAACCUGUGUGCUGGGCAUGGGGAAUGUGAAGGAGGUCGAUGCAAGUGCUUCCACGGUUGGGAAGGAGACCGUUGCCAAUGUCCAUCCUCCUCUGCCCAACAUUGUGUCAAUUCCAAGGGCCAGGUGUGCAGUGGGAGAGGGGCUUGUGUGUGUGGGAAGUGCGAAUGCACCGAUCCUCGGAUUGUUGGCCGUUUCUGUGAAUAUUGCCCCACCUGUGAUACAGCCUGUGAUGAAAACCGGAAUUGUGUCCAAUGCUACCAUCCUCACAAUUUAUCUCAAGCUAUACUUGAUCAAUGCAGAGGCUCGUGUCCUCCAAGAGCCCAUUAUAUUGGCCAAAUAGAAGAAUGUUUCUCUAGCCCAAGCCACUUUCGGAUAUUUUUCAUCAUCUUCAUCAUCACAUUCCUUAUUGGCUUAUUGAAGGUUCUCAUCAUCAGACAGAUCAUCCUCCAAAGGACCAGAAAUAAAGUGAAAUCUGCCACUUACAGAGUGUCCACAUCAAAGAAGGAUAAGAUGUUUCUGCCUGCAGUUUGCACGCACACGGUCACAUAUCGCCGUGAUAAACCCGACGAGAUAAACAUCGACAUCAGUAAAUUGCACCCUCAUGAAACUUUUAAGUGCAACUUCUAAAGGAAUGGGGGCUCCAUUAGAAACCUUCUCCAUGACCACCUCCUAAAAAGAAGUCUUCACAUUGAAAAGUCACAGGAGAUGCCCAAACGUUCUUCAGUCACACCGUUAGCGGCAGAAAGUUCUGCUAGAGACUGCUGUGCUUCCAUAUUGUGACGUGGCCGUUGGAUGUGAUAGCUGCUGAUUUUUUUUGAAAGAGAAAUGUGGCUUACUACUGUUCGAGACUAGUGUUGUCGUAGCACUUUAAUGUAAUAUAUAACUUAUUUAGUUACAGCAUAGAAUGUAGAUCUGAACAGCACUGAUCUCACUUUACAGGUAGCUAACCUCCAUCCCUUUUCCCUGCUGGAAAGGACAGUGUUGUGAGAUGACUCUGGCGUCACUGUAUACUACAAGGGUACACAGUCCUUUCUCGGGUUAUAUUCAUUCAUCACCAAAUUUCCAAAUGAAAAUUUUCAUUUUAAUUCAAUUUACCAGGUGUUUACACUUUUUUAUACAUAUUUGAACUUCGAAUAGAAUGUAAACUCCUUGAGGGCCAGCACUACUUUAAGUUUUUUGUUUUUUUUUUUUUUUUUUUCUGGAUCCCAAUGCCACAGCCCGGCAUUUGGUAAGAAUGCUUGUGAGUUGGACCGAAUUGAAGUGAACAGUGGAAACAUCCAGAUUGAAAUGUUUACUCUAUAUCUUGAUAUUUGGGUGAUAGGUGAUGGUAGAUAAUUGGUGGUAGGUCAGUGUAACCUUCAUCUCAUAGUAAGUGAUUUUGCUUUCUAAACUCUAGGAUGGGUGUUGUUGCUGUGUUAUUGUUUACUGUUGCUUGUUUGUUUAUCUAAAUGUCUUUUGUUUGGGGGGGUUGUUGUUGUUGUUUUUAACAAACUCUAAUUCCAGAGGUUUCUCCUCGUUUUUUUUUUUUGAUCUUUUCAUCUUGAUGCAUGUCACAAAUUACUGGAUCAAGGACGUGCUUAGCUACUGCCACUGGGAAAACCAAGGAUAUUGAGUGUCAAUUUCAUAGUCUUUUUCUUGUUGGGAAUAACUAAAUGGUAGAUUAAAAGACCCAGGAUAGAAGUUGCUGUUUACUAUGGGAUGCCAUCCCUUCAUUUCCCAUUGCUUUGGGGUAUGGGAUUUUCUUCCCUAAUCAAUUAGACUUUCCUUUGCCCUGCAGGUGAAAUUGAACCUCAACAGUUUACCUGAAAAUUCUUCUUCAGGCAAAGUAGCCAGUGACUGCAUCUUUUAAAAAAUUUACUUAAGAAAACCAUAUGUCAACUUUUGCCAUAUAAACUGGAUUUUAAUAUUUUUCCCAUCAGUGUGCUAAACUACCCAGAGAACUGAUACGUUCCCUGUUGUUGAAAUAGGAUCUGAGCUUCCGUUUCUUAAGAGAGAUUCUUUAAAAAGCCCAUACGAUAUUAGAGAUUCUGUAGUUGGACUUUCUCUUCCUCUUCUAUAUUUUGCUGUUAGAAAUUGGAAGAACCAAAGAGAUUAUAUGAUUUAAAUCAUAA